Molecule: messenger RNA, 1605 nt
Organism: Neoarthrinium moseri
Lineage: Eukaryota; Fungi; Ascomycota; Sordariomycetes; Amphisphaeriales; Apiosporaceae
Exons: 4
Coding region: 1-1605 (534 amino acids)
Biological process (GO): transmembrane transport
Molecular function (GO): transmembrane transporter activity
Source: RefSeq, a predicted model, not a curated record
AUGAGUGACCCAACAGAGCGGCACGGCACUACACCACCUUUGCAAGGCCAGGCAGUUGCCUACCAAACAGCCGGCAUCAACGCACCCGAAGAAAGCACCCACUCUGGUUUGAAUGACGUCGGCAUUGUCUUGGUGCCUCGCCCAUCCGAUGAUCCUCGAGACCCCCUGAACUGGUCUUUCAAGAGGAAGGCAACCAUUGGGUUGACGCUAUGGUUUUCCCUGUUCACUGGAUUCAGCGCACCUUUCAACGGUCAAGUGCAGAUUGUGCAGCAGGCAGCUCUAUAUCAUAAGACAACUGUCGAGAUCACUUACUUCAACUCGGCAGCAUCUGGUGGCCUUGCAGCCGGGGCCUGGGUAUGGUGGGCUCUGUCCAAAAAGAUCGGGCGAGGCGCCGUUGCCUUCUGGACGAUGGCAGGAAUCCUCGGCACACAGAUUUGGGCUUGUUAUAUGCGCCACGCCAAUGACUACGGUGCAUUCAUGGCCUCCAAGUUCUUUAUGGGUUUUUUUGGGAUAUCUUUGUCCAUAAUAGGUCCGCUCUAUGUUGUGGAUAUGUUCUUCCUUCAUCAGCGUGGCCGUGCAUUCAAUCUCCUCGGCAUAGCCAUGAAUAUUGGUGCAUCUGCUGGGCCGACAUUUUCUGGCUUCAUUACCGCCAAUCACCCUUGGUGGGAUGAAUACUGGUGGACGAUAGGUCUAGCUACUCUUUGUCUCGUACUGAUAUUUCUCUUUGUCGAGGAGACAACAUGGGAUCGCACGCCUGGCGCUCAGAACUUCUGCGCUAAAGGCACCUGGUUUCAGAGGAGAGUCCAGACAUUCUUUCCAGGGACCAAGGUUGUGAAGCCCUCGACUGGAAAAGAUAUUGUUGAGGCUUUUGUCAUUCCAUUGAAGGUUUCGAUUUCCCCCGUUCUCCUGCUGUGCGCUGGGUUCGAUGCCAUAACCUUUGGAUUCUGGGUGGCUCUGAACUCACUUACUCCAGUAUGGCUGCAAACUCCAGUUAAAUUUGGUGGCUAUGGAUUCAGUGUCUUGGAUAAUGCUGCCUUCACGACUGUGCACUGGAUGACACUUCUUUUGAGCCAAUUGUAUGGCCAUCUGCUCGCCGACUGGCUCCCUCUCUGGCUAUGUGCCCGUAAUGGUGGUAGGUGGAAACCUGAGUUUCGCUUGCACACCCUUUGGAUUCCAAAUUUCAUUCUCACACCAAUUGGCCUGGGUCUUGUCGGAGCUUGUAUGCAAUACAGGUUACACUGGGUCGUAAUGGGCAUUGGGAAUUUUCUCGUCACUUUUGGGGCUAUGCAAGGUAUCCCAGUGACGAUGAACUAUGUGGUCGAGUGUUUCAGAAGAAACACAGUCGAAGCAGUGGUCCCUCUGAGCAGUAUGAGACUAUUAUUCGGGCUGACUAUCAACUUUUACAUCAACCUCUGGAUCGCUGCUAUGGGCAUUGGCUGGGUAUAUGGCUUAAUGUCUUUGCUUUGUGCCGGCUCAUUCGGAUGUUUGGUUGUCUUAAUGUGGAAAGGCCAUGCGAUCCGGGGGGCAUCCCCUUUCCAUAUUGCUUUCUCUGAAGAGGGAGAGAAAGUGCUUGUAAAGAAGGCGGAGACUCUCACCACGUCAUGA